GACCUCCGGGACCAGAGAUGGAGAACUGUAAUGAUCGGGAAUCCUACUCCCUGGCUGCAGGCAUGGCCCUAGGGCUAGUCAUGUUUGGGAGAGGCAGUGAGAUUGUGGGGACCCCAGACCUCAGUAUGGCAGACACAUUGUACCACUUCAUGGUGGGCGGACACAAACGACCACUGAGUGGGCCCAAUAAAGAAAGAUACAAGUCGCCUAGUUAUCAAAUCAAGGAAGGUGACAGUGUCAAUGUGGAUGUGACGUCUCCGGGAGCUACUCUGGCCCUCGGCAUGCUCUACUUCAAAACUAACAACAGUGCUGUAGCUGAGUGGCUGAUAGCGUCUGAUACACAGUUCAUGCUUGACCAUGUUCGACCAGACUUCCUCAUGUUGAGGACCCUGAGUCGUGGCUUAGUCAUGUGGGAUUCUGUAAUACCAACAUUCCAGUGGCUAACUGGAAACUUACCCCCUAUUAUUCAAAAGUAUGCCUUUGCACAAGGACAUGUCCAGGACGAUGACACUCCUGUGGACUUUGAGACAAUGAGCCAAGCGUACUGUAAUAUAGUCGGUGGUGGUUGUAUGGUGAUUGGUCUCAAGUUUGCUGGGACAGCCAACAAGCAGGCUUUUGAUACUCUGAAAGAGUGUAUGCGUAUGUCUCUCGAGAUUGUGUCCUGUCCGAGUCACGUGGAACAGGCAGGGAAAAUCACCGUAGAAAACACAAUGAUGUCCAUUCUACUGGCACUGGCUAUGGUGAUGUCCGGAACAGGUAAUCUGGAGAUCCUGCGUAUGUGUCGUAUGUUGCGGGCUCGUGUGGGCCCCCACAGUCUCGGGGUGAUGUAUGGCUCACACAUGGCCAUCAGUAUGUCCCUGGGGCUACUCUUCCUGGGCGGGGGCAGAUACUCACUGAAGACCACAUCUGACUGUAUAGCUGUGAUGCUGUGUGCUUUCUACCCCAAGUUUCCUAUACACAGCAAUGACAACAGGUACCACCUGCAGGCCCUUCGUCACCUGUAUGUGAUGGCUGCUGACCCGCGCCUCGUUCUCCCUCGUGACGUGGACACAGGACACCCUUGCUACGUACCCAUGGAAGUCAAGUUUAAGGAUACAGAUGUGUACUCCAAUAUCUCCUUUAGUACCUCGGCACCCUGCCUUUUACCCGAGCUGGAUGUCAUAGAGGAGGUGAAGAUUACUGGACCACGAUACUGGCCUAUUGCUUUCCAUCUCAAUAAAAACUGGAACAACUUGCAACUGGUGUUACAAAACAACGGGACGUUGUACGUCAAACAGCGGGCAGGUCACUUGUCCUAUGUUGAAGACCCAAAGGGAUACAGAAGCAUGUUGGCCAAAUCUUUGACCAGUGAUCACUCGAGCCAUUCUUCAGUAAAGCCUGAUGUAGUGAAGGCCUUCACUUCAGACCCUAGACUGCUCGCUCUGACAGAAUACUUCCUAAACACAAAGAAUAUGAAGGAUGUGGAUUUCCUGCAGAUUCUGUCCUCCAUUGUGUAUGAGUGUGUUACAAAAGAGAAGCCAGAAUCUAUCCCUUCCUAUGUAGAUCUUCACCAGUCGCUGGAACGAGGCCAGUUUGGGAUGAGGACAGAAGGAGUGUGCCAGCUAAAACUGGUGCUCAGUUACUAUGGCAGCAGGUUCUGCCUGGUCGACAAGGAGGGGACCAAAUCAUCAGAACAGUUACUAAAACUUGAAUUCCUCAUGGCACUGAAAUCAAAGUUGGAGAAUGUGCUAGACAGGUGGCAGAAAGACAACAUGGAGCUGUUGGUGAAGUACCUACAGGGAGAGGUGCUGAAGGGUCAGGAAACCUCUCACCUUUCUGCCUACCUGGCCUGGUUUGAGAUCCCCACACCUGCAGAGAUCUCCAAAGUCAUUGUGGAGGGGGCCCCUACACUGCCAGUGCUGUGCGCAAACCUGCCCCAACUCUCCGUGGGCACUGUGAUGAGGAUCCUCACCGCCUGGCAGGCAGCUGUAUGAUGCAUAGAGACAGUCAUAUGACUGUCACAUGGUCUAUAUCUAGGCAGGAGGCUGCAUGAUCAUAACAGGGUCGUGUGAUCAACAACCCGACAGGUCUGUGAAACAUGGAGACAGUCACCUAGACUGUUACAUGGCUGCUGUAGAAUGCCUGGAGACAAAACAUGUGACAGUGCUGUAAUUUGGCAGAUCCUGUACAGUAUUAGAAAUAGUCCGGAGAUCUAUACCACGGCAGGAAACAGCAACAUGAGAUAUACCAUGGCAAAACACUGCAUCGGAGGUGGUCAUGUGACAGUCAUGAGGUGUAAUAAGGCUGGAGGCUGUAAGAUGCAUGAAGACAGUCACGUGAGCUUAAAACAUGGCAGGAGACUAUGGAGCAAUCAAGUCCUUAUGUCAACAGAAAUAAGUGUACAUACUCAAACAACGUCGUGAAUUGUGCUUGAAUGCACUUCUUUAGUUGUACAUGUACUUGUGCCAAUGUUAUCAAAAACGGUUAGGCAGUAACAUUUUAUAUGGAGCUGAGAAUAAGCUAUUCAUUCUGAACACUACAGAGCCAUAUCAUGAAUUUUAUUGCAGAAAUAAUGGUAUAUUGCCAGUCAGGAUUUGACUUAUGACUUUCUUAUGAAAGUGAAAUAGAAGUGUCAGAAAUACAUUUUUAUCAUUCCUAGAACUAAGUUCUAGAUUUCAAUGAUGUUUUCAAAAGGGAAAUAAAAUUCCAUUUUAAG
Molecule: messenger RNA, 2695 nt
Organism: Mizuhopecten yessoensis (Yesso scallop)
Lineage: Eukaryota; Metazoa; Mollusca; Bivalvia; Pectinida; Pectinidae
Product: anaphase-promoting complex subunit 1-like
Exons: 21
Coding region: 18-1973 (651 amino acids)
Biological process (GO): metaphase/anaphase transition of mitotic cell cycle; protein K11-linked ubiquitination; anaphase-promoting complex-dependent catabolic process
Cellular component (GO): anaphase-promoting complex
Molecular function (GO): molecular adaptor activity
Source: RefSeq, a predicted model, not a curated record